GUACUGUGGGAUAUGUCACACAGAUCUCCAUAUGGCAAAGAAUGAAUGGGGCAUGACCUCCUAUCCACUUGUUCCUGGGCUGCAGUUGGUUCUUUAGAUGGUAUCAUUGAUACAGUUUCGAUGAAUCAUCCCAUCGGACCUCUGACUGGAUUACUGAAGUCUCAUGGAAAACUUGUAAUGGUUGGUGCACCAGAUAAGCCUUUGGAGAUUCCUGUCUUUCCUUUACUUUUGGGAAGAAAGUUGGUUGCUGGAAGUGCGAUUGGAGGGUUGAAGGAGACUCAAGAGAUGGUUGAUUUUGCUGCUAAACACAGUGUGAAACCUGAUGUUGAAGUUAUUCUUGUGGAUUAUGUUAACACCGCAUUUGAGCGACUCUUGAAAGCAGAUGUCAAAUAUCGAUUUGUGAUUGACAUUGGAAACACUUUGAAACCAGCUUCUUAAAUUUUGCAUAACUUUAGUGUUUGAAUUUCGGGCAGUUUCUAAAUCACUGAAACAAAUAAUGUUUUGUUUUAUCCAAUUUUCGCAAUUUGUUUAUUAUUGGGGUGUGAACAAAGGUUUUGGACUAUGAGAUCAAGUGUCUUUAGGCUAAAAUGA
Molecule: messenger RNA, 591 nt
Organism: Lathyrus oleraceus (garden pea)
Lineage: Eukaryota; Viridiplantae; Streptophyta; Magnoliopsida; Fabales; Fabaceae
Product: probable mannitol dehydrogenase
Exons: 3
Coding region: 46-438 (130 amino acids)
Molecular function (GO): oxidoreductase activity, acting on the CH-OH group of donors, NAD or NADP as acceptor
Source: RefSeq, a predicted model, not a curated record